Messenger RNA from Electrophorus electricus (electric eel), 3004 nucleotides. RefSeq names its product adipocyte plasma membrane-associated protein. The record is from RefSeq and is a predicted model, not a curated record. Lineage: Eukaryota; Metazoa; Chordata; Actinopteri; Gymnotiformes; Gymnotidae. Gene Ontology annotation, molecular function: arylesterase activity. Gene Ontology annotation, cellular component: endomembrane system.
AAGCGCGCAGACAAAAACAUUACUAGCUAGCGACGUUUUUCCGUUGCAAUGUGAACUACUCUUUCUAGCUUCUUAUAGUAUAAAUAUCGUGAACGUAACAGAAGGGUAUUCAAGGACAGACGAACUCAGUAUGAACGAACCUGAAGGACUGCGAUUCAGGAGGCUAAACAGACCUCAAAUAAUAACAGACGAAACCCAUGAACCACAAUACAAAGGCACGAGCACUUACAGUGGAAAGGUAUUCCGAGUUACUUUGCUUACGCUGGGGGGAUUCCUGCUGCUCCCGCUCGUGGCUGGAGUUCAUCUGGAAUACUCGAUUGAACCUCUGCCAUUCAGUCUCAGUGAGUCCCCUCUUAUGACUGGGUGCUAUGAACCCAACCUGAAGCUAAGGGAGGCAGAGAGACUGUUUGAGGACCAGCUCAUAGGGCCAGAAUCCAUCACCAAUAUUGGAGACGUUUUAUAUACUGGGACUGCAGAUGGAAAGAUAGUAAAAAUUGACGGAAGGAAAAUGAAUGUUUUGGCAACUCUUGGCAAUCCCCCAUGUGGUUCUCGUGAGCAAGAGCAUGUUUGUGGACGGCCACUUGGAAUCAGAGUGGGCCCCAAUGGGACGUUGUUUGUUGCUGAUGCCUACUUGGGUCUGUUCGAGGUUAAUCCAGUCACAGGCCAGUCCACACUUCUGGUCAGCACCAGGAGGAUGGUCGGUGGUCGACGCUUGUCCUUCAUCAACGACCUGGAUGUGACUCAGGACGGAAAGAAGGUUUACUUCACUGACUCCAGUAGCAGAUGGAAGCGGAGGGACUUCCUGAACCUCAUCAUGGAGGCCACGUCUGAUGGCCGGGUUCUGGAGUAUGACACUGAGACCAAAGAGGUUACUGUGAUGAUGGAGAACCUGCGUUUCCCUAACGGAAUCCAACUCCUCCCUGAUGAAGAGUCUGUCCUUGUUGCUGAAACUGCAAUGGCAAGAAUAAGGAGGGUCCAUGUUGCUGGUCUCAAUAAAGGAGGCAUGGACACUUUCACUGACAAUCUCCCUGGUUUCCCUGACAACAUCCGGCGCAGCUCCUCUGGGGGUUAUUGGGUGGUGAUGUCUGUUGUGCGGCUAAACCCUGGUUUCUCCAUGCUCGACUUCCUGUCCCAAAGGCCCUGGAUAAAGAAACUCAUAUUCAAGCUCUUCAGCCAGGACAUGCUGUUGAAGUUCGUGCCGCGCUACAGCCUGGUGGUGGAGCUGCAGGAGGGUGGAGCGUGUGUACGGAGCUUCCACGACCCCCACGGCACCGUGGCCGCCUAUGUCAGCGAAGCGCACGAGCACAACGGCCACCUCUACCUGGGAUCCUUCCGCUCGCCGUACUUGUGCAAGCUGGACCUGAGCAAAGUUUGAAAUAAGCUCACCGCUCAGCCCAGCAAGGAGCCACAGAGUCAGGGAAGCAUUUGUUGGGGUUGCUUUACCUGUUUCAUUUCACAUUGCCUCCAGAAACAAAGCAGGCAACACUUGUGGCACAUUAACUGGACCGCACAGAAACGUCUGUCUUGAAGUGAACAACCUGAAUCCCUCAUGUCCAUUCCUGCAUUGGAUGACGUUCUUUUCUUGUUUUCGUUUUUCUUUUUCUUUCUUUCAGCUCUUACUUAUACUUUUAUUUUUCUAACCCACAUGAGUGUAAUGCUGCGUUUUCUCCCUUUUCAUGUGAUCCGAUGUAAGCAUGUCUAGAAAAUGCGCCAGGUUGCUGUAUUAAAGAAAGUGCCCCUGUUCCCACAUAAGAGGUGCACCAUGUCUUCACCUUGCACUGAGCUGUCAUCUAGCCCUUAAAAAUAGUCACCAUUUUUCUUACACAUGCUAUGACUGAAAUAUCAGCGCUAAAGAUUACUUGAGAAUUGUGUGACUUCAUGCAACACUGGAAUGUAGAUUGUGAAUGUGGGCACUUCCACAGAAUUCCCCUGUUCCAUUUCCGUUAGCAAUUCCUCCCUAUCUCUUUGGUCUACCCAGACUAGCUAAUAUAUUUUAUAUAUAAAGAUUAUUUAGUAACCUUUCAUUCUUUUUAGUGUGGGUUUCACUGACACCUGCAUCAGUGUUGGUGAGGAGUUUCUGAUCUUCCAUUCACAUAGACCAUCUUGGCUUUGAAAAUGGUACUGAUAAGUAGCAAUAAUUUCCUGCUGUAUGCUUAUGUCUGUGUGUGAAUAUAUGGUGUCAUGCACAUUUCAGGGCAAUUAUGUCCUGGCUUGUGGAAAACAAAUCUGUUCAUAUGAACACAUCUAAACCUUCCAUGCACCUGUCCUGUGGUGGCAGGGUAAGGGAUUAUGUAACUUAUCUGAACAGCUACUGGACCCAAAAGAAACCAAUAACAUGAUCAAUGAUCUGGUGUAGUGUUACCAGUCUUCCUCAGCACAUCACAAGCUCUUAUCCCCCAGAAUAAUAAUAAUAUUAUUAUUAUUAUUAUUAUUAUUAUUAACAGAUUGUCACAUGCAAGCCAAAUCUUCUGAACAUAGUCAAUUGUGUGUGAUGAUAGAAUGUUAACCAGUCUAUUACCAAUUAUCAAAAUCACUUUAAACUGUUCGUACCAGUUCGAUGUUUUAUUUUGUGGCAGCUCAUACUAUGCCAAUGCAGAUUCUUGUUGCUUGUAUUGUUGAAAGAAAAAAAAAACAUUCUGGUAAACAUGGGAUAUUACUUGUUUAAAGGAUUACAGAUGAAGAAUGUGGUUUUCAUUAUCUUCAACCAUGGAAUUGCCCACACCUCAAAAUUACAGUGGAAAGUCUGAAAGAUGGAGAGAAAAAAACUUUGCUAAAGAUAUGUCUAAUACUCAAUAUCUAAGAUGAAUGAAUGAACGCUUGGUUCAAUCAAAGAAUGCAUUACUGGAUAAAAUGUAAUAGCUGCAGUGAAUUUAUUUUUCCAGUGCUUUCUCUUGUCUGGGGUCUCAAACUGACAGGAUUGAACCUGUUUGACUGAACCAGGAUUGUCCACCUCACCUCACUCUUUACUGUCAUAGUUCUUUAAAAGUAAACACUAUACCUGUUG